AUGGACGAAGCAGCGCAAUAUGCAUUUCCAAUUCAGCUUCGCCAUCUCUUUGUGACAUUGUCACUUUACUGCGAAUUGAGUAGUCCACAUACUUUAUGGGAGCAUUGUUGGCGACACCUAGCUGAGGACAUUCCUGAUUAUCAAAGAAAGACAUUCAACUUUAGUGAUCAACGAUUCUCUGAUGAAGAGUUACAAAGUUAUACACUUAUAGAAAUCGAGAGAAUUUUAGCACAGAACGAUAGAUCAUUGACUGAUUUUGAAGAUAUGCCAAGACCAGGCAAGGAAUUAUUGAAGAAAAUGAAAAACUCGAUGCACAAUGAUGAAAAGAGUUACAAUAUUCCUAAAGAAGAAGAAGAAUAUUGCAAGUUAAUACAAACAUUGAAUGAUAAGCAGAAGGAAGUAUAUGGUGCUGUUAUCAACUCAAUUGACCAUGGGAGAGGAAAAUUGUUUUUUCUCAACGGACCAGGAGGAACUGGGAAGACAUAUGUGUACAAGACAAUAAUCUCAAGAUUAAGAUCACAAGGGAAAAUUGUACUACCAGUGGCUUCAUCCGGAAUUGCAGCUAUACUAUUACCUAACAGCAGAACUGCACAUUCGCGUUUCAAGAUCCCUAUAGAUCUUCAUCAAGAUAGUAUAUGUAACAUAAGCCGUAAUUCAAUGCGUGCAGAAUUACUAGAGAAAACAGAUCUUAUCAUUUGGGAUGAAGCACCUAUGUGCCAUCGGUUUGCGGUCGAAGCUCUUGAUAAGAGUUUACGAGAUGUACUAUUAGUCGCAAAUCCAGAUGCAGCAAAUAAACCCUUUGGCGGAAAAACAGUGCUUCUUGGUGGUGAUUUUAGACAAAUUCUACCAGUUAUACCACAAGGAACUAGACAAGAAACUGUUAUGGCAACAAUCAACCGUUCAUAUAUAUGGAACUAUUGCUCUCUAUUCACUCUUGAGGAAAAUAUGAGGUUACACCAGGCGGAAAAAGAUUUUGCAAAAUGGUUAUUAGGUAUUGGUGAUGGCACAACACCUAAACCAGCAAAAUAUAGAACGUCAAAUGAUGAAAUUGGUAUAGUGAAAAUAGAAAAUAAGCUGCUUUUGGAAAACAAUGGAGAUUCUGUUGAUCGCAUUGGGAAGUCUAUAUACCAGGAUUUUGAUGUUAAAUUUAAAGACAAGGAUUAUUUGAUUGAGCGAGCAAUUCUUACUCCAAGAAAUGAGAUGGUAGAUGAAGUGAAUAACUACAUGUUAUCAUGCUUAAAAGGAGAGCAAAAAGAGUAUUUAAGCGCUGAUACCAUCGGAAUUCCUAAUCAUAAACUGGAUCUGAAGGUCAAUGCACCAAUCAUGCUACUAAGGAAUAUUAAUCAACGUGAGGGACUUUGCAAUGGUACAAGAUUAAUAAUAACUCGCCUAGGCAAGAGGAUUAUUGAAGCAGAGAUACUUACGGGAACUCAUGUGGGUAAACGGACAAGUGAAGACGAUGUCAAUUGUAGAACCAAACGUAAAACCCGUAAAGAACGUCAAGAACCAAUGGAUGAUCAAAGGAAGAAACAAAGAAUUGAAGACUGA
Molecule: messenger RNA, 1548 nt
Organism: Camelina sativa (false flax)
Lineage: Eukaryota; Viridiplantae; Streptophyta; Magnoliopsida; Brassicales; Brassicaceae
Source: RefSeq, a predicted model, not a curated record